Molecule: messenger RNA, 1352 nt
Organism: Nicotiana tabacum (common tobacco)
Lineage: Eukaryota; Viridiplantae; Streptophyta; Magnoliopsida; Solanales; Solanaceae
Product: jacalin-related lectin 19-like
Molecular function (GO): carbohydrate binding
Source: RefSeq, a predicted model, not a curated record
CCGGUGGUUUGUUUUGCAUGUUACUUGGACAAAUUGGUAUGUAAAUGUAUCCAACACCUAAAAAAUAUGGAUUGGUACUGUGUCUAAGAUUUUAUCAGCUCCUUUCAGGGUUGGUGGGAGACUAUCUCAAACUUUUUGCUGUACAUAUUUCGGCACUCUUAGUGCUGGUUUUAAAUCUUCCUUUAUUGAUUUGAAAAAUGGUGUAUUAGUGCUUAUUGGAAUAAACACUAGUACUCCUAUAGUUGUAUUCUAGGAUAAAGGAGCGCGGUAUCUCUCUCUCUCUCUGUUUCCUUUGCCAUACGAAUCUGGUUCUCACCAAAGAUUUCAACCAUGAUAAGAUUUGUACCAUCUCAAUUAAUGUCAAAUCACUAGAAAAGAUGAAAAGCUAAGGUUCUGAAGAAUGAUAGAAAUGGGAAUCAGAUACGUAUUGCUACAGAAGUAGACAAGACAACAAUGGCUUCUGCCUCUAUAUAUGACUGGUACUUUCUUGAAAGCAACUAAAUCAGCUGUUGGCGUCUAUCUUUGCAUUUUCGUGGAUGGACAUGAGGCCGGUUGGGAAGGAGCAAGCAGGCGAAUUAAAGAAGAGGAUCGUUGUUGGACCGUGGGGUGGUCAUGGUGGAAGCCCGUGGGACGAUGGUGGUUUCACUGGAGUGAGAGAAAUUACCCUUGUCUAUUCUCUCUGUAUAGACUCCAUGACUGUGGUCUAUGACCAAAAUGGCAAGCCUUAUAAAGCAGAGAAGCAUGGAGGAGUUGGAGGUAGUAAAACUGCACAGAUUAAGCUGCAAUUUCCAGGAGAAUACUUGACGGGCGUUAGCGGCUACUAUUGUCCAGUGGUCUAUGGUGGCAGUCCAGUGAUACGAUCCCUCACCUUUAGCAGCAACAGAAGAACAUUUGGACCUUUUGGAGUUGAAGAAGGAACGCGAUUCUCCCUGCCGAUGGAAGGUGGCCAGAUUGUAGGCUUCAAGGGGAGAAGCGGGUGGUAUUUAGAUGCUAUUUGCUGUUACAUUGCUAAAAUAAAGACUACUACAGUCUUACAGAUGGCUCAACAAAGGCUGAAAAAACUCGCAUCUUCUGUGUCUUUGAACUACAGAUAUGGAGAUGACCAAAACAAGUUUUAUUACUACAAAGGUGGAGAUGAGGAUCAAACCAAGUAUUCCAAAAAAUAAGGCAUAUGAAAACUGCUUACAUUCGUUCGCGUCUGUAUGACUGUAACUAAACUAUCUGUACUAAAAGAUUUAAGUAAAAUCAUAUAUACAUUGCAGUGGAAGUCUUCAUAUACUUUCGCAUAGAUACUGUUUUCUUUCUUAUAAUGGUAGUAUCUAAACCAACUUACACGAAUCUUAGUUGAUACA